This is a messenger RNA of Gallus gallus (chicken), 6372 nucleotides long. RefSeq names its product atlastin GTPase 2 (gene ATL2). Gene Ontology annotation, biological process: endoplasmic reticulum organization; protein homooligomerization. Bases 4254 to 5879 code for a protein of 541 amino acids. The transcript is spliced from 14 exons. Gene Ontology annotation, molecular function: GTP binding; GTPase activity. Lineage: Eukaryota; Metazoa; Chordata; Aves; Galliformes; Phasianidae. The record is from RefSeq and is a predicted model, not a curated record.
AGAGGACUUCUGUGCAGCAGCAGCGAUGCCUGGCAGAGACUCAGCAGUGGUGGAGAGUGAGUGUGGGGUUCUGGAGAACUUGGGCUCGAUGAGGUGCUGUAUCAGCUGUUGUGGCUAGCUGCAGAGCUGUGAUAGGGCAGCUCAGGGCUCUUUCUGUGCAUGGUUAGCAGUGGGGACUGUGAUGAAAACUGUUUGUGUUGUUGCACUAAAGGAAGAGUCUGUUUUCCACAGGGCUACAUGUGUUCAUUUUGCUUUUGUUUCAGUUCUCCCUAAAACGUGAUUUGCGUGGUAUGCUUUAUUUUUUUCCUGUUUUGAUUCUGCUUCUCAUUCUGGGCACUAACUUUGCAUGCGUUUUCCCCGGUCGUGCUUUGGUUUCACCUGGUGCAUGUGUGUGUUAGUGAUACCACCAGCUUAAGAACCAUUUUCCAUGACACAGAGGGGGGGAGGAAUUGAAAUACCCCCUGAAGAUGUCUGAAGGUAGUUGCUAUGCACAUUUUGCUAGGUACGUGAUCUAGAGAAGGCAGUUUCUUAAUGCGAACACAGUUACUCCCUGUACAGCUCUUAGCUCUUUGAAAUUUAAUCUAGAAGUCUGUAAUAAAACAAAAUUAUGGCGCCCCGUGCUGGAAAAGCUGGAUGGGAGGCUUCCUAAGAUGCAUGUUUUGAAGGGAAGGCAGGAAGCUGGGUGUAGGCUGGAGACUGGACUAAAGGAUCGUUUUUACUCAGAAGGUUCAGAUCAAAAGCACAGUCUGAGCAAAAAAAAAAAAAAAAAAAAAAAAAAAAAGAAAAAAGAAAAAUUAAAGCCUCUUUGACUCGCUCUUUUUCUUAAACCUGUUGGUAUUCCUGACUGACACCUCGUUUGUCCUGGAAGUGAAUAUGAAAACUGGCCCUCUGACAUUGCUGCUGGUAUGGCCCAGUUGAGCGCUUCCUUGAGCUCUUCUGUGGCCACAGUGCAGAUGGAGCUGUUGGCUUCACCUAUUCUGGCUAGUAAUCUAAUGAUCAAACUUGGGAUAAUUGCAGCUAGCAUCUCUCACCUUACUCUUGUCUCCCUGUCCUCACUCAAACUAUGGUUUGGGAUAGCUAAUGAUUCUCUGAAUUAGUAGCUGAUGUGUGAGAACUACGUAUAAUGUACGUAAAAUGUAAUUACAGCCUAAAACGAUUAGAAAAUGCUGCCUGAAUCUUCUAGGGUGAGCAGCAACUUGAAAUGCUGUCAUACUCUGAUCUUCAAAUCUGGUUUGUGUGUGUAAUGGCCCACAAGGAUCCAGUUAGCCUGCAGUGUUCAUACACCUUUCACUUGGCAGUGUCUUCCAUAGUGAAUGUGGGCAUUGCCACAUCUGCUAUAUGCUCGUUCCCAUCCCCAAGAACUUGGAUGUGGUGAGAAAGGGAAGAAAAGGUUAAUAAUUCUGUCUACCUUAGUCUUAGUGUUCUGAAGUAGCGUCCUUUGAGGGGGCUGGAAAAAUGCUGAUAAACCUUUUAGUAGGUAGAGAUCCUGUUGUACUCUCCAGUGAUAUGCUAAUAAUAGCUGUGGUUUUUAGGCAGAGAGGAAGAGGGCUGAGGAGCAUGCUUUGGCACUAUCACUACCUUCCAAGUUUUUCCUUGUAGCUAUGGAGAAACAUCUCUCAUUCAGUUCAUGAUGUGCUUUCAGAAAAGCAGUUCUUCUAUAUACUAUAUAAAAAAUAUAUACUAUACUAUUUUUGCUACUUGUUUUCUGAGAUUGAGUUAGGGGUUGUGCUACUUCUGUCUUAGCCUCUGCUCCUUGGUGUUGCUGAACAUAGCUGAAUUGGAAGGUUAACUUUUCUUGCUCUUCCUUACAGUGAAGUUGCCCUUUAGCCUCUCUCCCCUUAAAUGGACAAUGCAAAAUGCCAGCUUAAAAGUAUUUUGCUUGGCGAUAGUUGAGCUGUCUCUGCUCCUCUGUGCAUGCAGAUCAUUCAAGAGAGGAAGCAAUUUAAAUCACUUCAGGAGUAGAUGGACCUAUUGUGUGAUUAGUUAUUUAGGUCAUCAGAGUAUCCCCCCCCCCCGUUUUGCUGGCAGAACUGUAGCUUCAGGUUCUUUUUGUUUCUUCUAGUACUUUAUGUAACAGUUCCAGAUCCCUCCCUCAACAUCCUGUUGCCCCGAAGGAAGAGAGAGAGUUAAACACGGCUUUCUUCCCCCUCCCCCUUUCUCCUCUGUCAGUCUUAUUGGGUAUCCAAACAAGUCUUUGGAGCUUAGCUCGUCAGUCCUAUUUAUAGCUGAAAUAUUCAAAACAUUUAAUUAUUUCUGGCCUUAAAAUGAGCUACUUGGCAGUAUUUGCUAGUCAGCAGUGAGAAAGCAGCGAUGCAUUAAGUUCUGCAGCAGCCCCUUAACUUUCAUGUGGGUCUUGUUGUGCGUUAACUGCAUGGAGUGGGACUGCUGGAGAAAGGGAGGAUUUUGACUUAAAUCUAGUGAUUUUUUUUUAAUAUAUUUUUACAGUGGAUGUGUCAGGUUUUUUUUGUCUUGUUCAAAUAAGGCUUGAAAGUUAACCUACUUUUUCUAUGCUCUGAAACUUAAUUUACACCUGCCUACGCUCUCCUUGGUUCACCACACCAAAAUGAGAAACAUUUAAAUAAUUUGUUUCCUUUCUCUCUAAUGAAAAUUUCCUAGGUAAAGCUCGGAGAGAAUGCAUUAUUUUUAAAUGUGGUGCAGUGAUGUCGUCUUAAGACUUUGUUUUAAGCUUUUAAUUAAAGCUGCAAGCUUCUGCACAUGGUCAAAGUACACCAGAAUUUCAGGCCGGAUGCUUUAAGAUCAGCAUAAUCCACUUCAGCUUGCCUCGCCAUUCAGUUGUGUGGAGAAAGUGAUCGUGCAUUUACACUGAGUGAGGAGAUCCAGGUCACUUUGUGUGGCCACAGAUGUGUGGUGUCUGUGGAUGAUCAGAAGGGUUUGGGGGUGCUGAGAGCUGAAGAAGCAAGUGGUGUCAGAAGUUUAGUUUUUAAAAUGGACUUCCACCAAAGUGUGGGCUUGUAAAUGAACAAGGUUCCAGGACUACUAGCCUGGAAGCUUAGACUUUCUCAUAUCUCUGUAACUCCUUGAGAGAGCAAAAGGAAGGAAUACUGAUGCACCAUCUACACUAAAUGAAAGUGACUGAUUUAGCUGACUGUUUAUAGAGCGAGUCUUAAGCUACUAAAGAGCAAGCAAUUAAAAUUGAUCUUCGUGUGUCAGCUCCAGUGUCUGGAGAAGCUUAUAUGCAGCACUUGUUAGAUACAGUGUGUUUCUGAUCAACACCAACUGAAUUUAGUAAUUACGUGAUUUUUUUUUUUUUACCUUGUGAAAGAGUGUGAGUGAUAUGUUUAACCAGCUCAGGCUCUAUUUGGGUUGAAACUUAAAGGUAGAUCUGCUGAUGCUUGGGUUCAAUGAAUAUGCGGGUUCCUCCUCCUAAGCAUUUAAAGCAGGCUGUCUCUUUUAUUUUCAUAGCAUGCAAGUUGAGCUCUUGCUCCCAUGUUCUUGCAUUGGAGGACAAAUAGGUCAUCAGCUGUUCACUGUGCCCUUAGGGGAAGCACGAAUUAGCUUUUGUUCAUCUUACUUCAUACUUUAAGAAAUGGGUUAUUUAGUUGAGUUUGUUCAAUUGAAAUAUUCUCUUUACCUACACAAGAAGCUACUGUUCUCAAAAUCUGGCUUAGCAUUUCAACAAAUGUUGCUUGUUUUGGAUACUUAGCUGUUGUGUCAGUAGUCCUGCUGUGGUGGUUGCUGAGCAGAGUGCAGAACUUACGGGGAAGCUGAGUGUAGUUGGUUCCUGUGGCUGUAUUUGCUUCCAUUCAAGUCUGUCUGCUUUUGUGCAUUGCUUCUCCUGCAUCUCGUAGUCUGUUUGACCUGGCUUAGGAAGCUAUUGCAGUAGCUCAAAUUCUUAAUCUGAAUUAUUCAGGCUGUGAGGGGCUGAAAUGGAGUAGAGGGUGAUUAGCAAAUCGCUAUAGUCGUAGGGCUGAAUGGACAGCAGGCUUCAGGGCAAGUCCAGUCACUGAUCUUUCUGCAUCAGCUUCUUCCAGAGCAAGGCUUACUAUAAUGCUUCUGCAGCUUUUGAUGAGAAUUGGACUGUGGAGUGGGACUUCUCCUAAUCAUUGUUUUGAGACGCUGCUGUGGAAGUAGUUCUUGGAAGUGGAAUGCGAUCCUUCUGCCCAGGACUCUGAAGCCUCCAGGGAAACCUUCCAGAGUAUUCCAGUGCUACCUGAGACAGCAGCUAGCCAAAGUAACAGGGUAAGCAUUAUGAGGAGGAAGAAGAGGAGGAUGCCCUACCUGACUCAGAUGUCAUGCCAGAUUCAGAUGACGAGGUGGAUUUGGAUAAGCCGCGCCCCAUACAGAUUGUUCUCGCUCAUGAAGAUGACCAUAACUUUGAAUUAGAUGAAGAAGCAUUGGAAAAAAUCUUGCUUCAGGAGCACAUCAAAGAUCUUAACAUAGUAGUUGUGUCUGUAGCAGGAGCUUUCCGCAAAGGAAAAUCUUUUCUGCUGGACUUCAUGCUUAGAUACAUGUAUAACAGGACUUCUCCUUGCUGGAUAGGUGGAAACACUGAGCCUUUGACUGGGUUUACAUGGAGAGGUGGAUGUGAACGGGAAACCACUGGCAUCCAGAUCUGGAGUGAAGUGUUUGUAAUUGAUAAACCCAAUGGAACGAAGGUUGCUGUACUACUCAUGGAUACCCAAGGUGCCUUUGAUAGCCAAUCCACUAUCAAAGACUGUGCAACGGUUUUUGCCCUGAGCACCAUGACAAGUUCUGUCCAGGUAUACAACUUGUCCCAGAAUAUUCAGGAAGAUGACCUUCAACAUUUGCAGUUGUUUACAGAAUAUGGAAGACUAGCUAUGGAAGAAAUUUACCAAAAGCCGUUUCAAACACUGAUGUUCUUAAUUAGAGAUUGGAGUUACCCUUAUGAACAUGCGUAUGGCUUGGAAGGAGGAAAAAAAUUCCUGGAGAAAAGAUUGCAGGUAAAGCAGAACCAACAUGAAGAGCUACAGAAUGUAAGGAAGCAUAUUCACUCCUGUUUCAGUAACCUUGGCUGUUUCCUGUUGCCCCACCCUGGUCUUAAAGUUGCAACAAAUCCAAAUUUUGAUGGGAGAUUAAAUGAUAUAGAUGAGGAUUUUAAGAAAGAGCUGCGGAAUUUGGUACCAUUACUGCUUGCCCCUGAAAACUUGGUAGAAAAAGAGAUUAGUGGAUCCAAGGUGACCUGUAGAGAUCUUGUAGAAUACUUCAAGGCUUACAUUAAAAUCUAUCAAGGAGAGGAGCUACCUCAUCCAAAGUCUAUGCUGCAGGCAACAGCUGAGGCAAACAAUCUUGCUGCUGUGGCAGGAGCAAAAGACUUGUACAGUAAAGGCAUGGAGCAGAUUUGUGGAGGAGAUAAGCCUUAUAUUGCCCCAUCGGACCUUGAGCGAAAGCACCAGGAUUUCAAAGAGUCAGCUGUCAAGCAGUUCUGCUCUGUGAAGAAGAUGGGAGGGGAGGAGUUCUGUCGGCGCUACCAGGAACAGCUUGAGGCAGAAAUCGACGAGAUCUAUGCAAACUUUGUGAAGCACAAUGAUGGCAAAAACAUAUUUUACGCUGCUCGUACCCCUGCCACUCUAUUUGCAGUCAUGUUUGCCAUGUAUAUAAUCUCAGGACUGACUGGGUUCCUUGGUAUGAACUCCAUAGCUACCCUGUGUAAUCUCGUGCUGGGGAUGGCUCUUAUAUCCUUUUGUACUUGGGCAUACGUUAAGUACUCUGGGGAAUUCAGAGAAGUUGGAACAGCCAUCGAUCAGAUCGCUGAAGCUAUAUGGGAACAGAGGAAUCCCAGGAAGGUAAGAAGUUGCUGGCAAUCAGAUUUGUCUGAACUUAGCUUUAUCUACUGCCUUUUGAGAGCCACGUUUCCUAACAGCUCAAUUCGUGUUCUAGGUGUUUUUCAAACUCUUUGAAGUCCUUAGAUGCCGAACAAUUCGCCGUGCUCUUACAUCAGUGCCACGACAGCGACUCUCAUCCAACAAUAACAAGAAGAAAAACUAGCCAGUAUUUUUAACUUUCUUUCUGUAUCUGAAGUGUUCACAACUUACACAUAUAGGACAAUAAGCUGGACUGUCUGGGCCGGUCUGCAUAAAUGCUGUAACCAUACCAGACUGAUGCUGCAUAUAGGGUAUGGAAUUGCACAUCCACCUUCUAGGAACUGUAAAGUGGCUUGAAAUCAGAGAAAUACUGCUGUGUAGGAGGGAUAUCACUUGUGUUCAUAGCAUGUGACUGAUUUAACCUCAUCAGUGUAGCAGCAAAACUCAUCUAUUUCAGUUCAUGCCAGUUUGUGUCAGACUUCAGCAUUCCAGAUUUUUCCAUUAUUUCAAGUCUCAUCUUUUUGUAUGUUUUUUAUAUUUUAUUUUCUUUGGUUACCUCAUUUUUUUGUUUCUUUGCACGUUUCUCAUU